AUGGCCUUCCAAUCACCAAUGCCAAGUAGAGAAUUCUUGUGGGACAUAUUUAGAAGGGUUGACAAAGAUAGAAGUGGCUAUAUUUCUGCAGAUGAAUUACAACUGGCUUUAUCAAAUGGCACUUGGAAUCCUUUCAACCCAGAAACUGUACGUCUCAUGAUAGGUAUGUUUGAUAAACAAAACAGGGGUGCUAUAUCUUUUGAAGACUUUGGAGCUCUUUGGAAAUAUGUUAGUGAUUGGCAGAAUUGCUUCAGAUCGUUUGAUGGGGACAAUUCGGGAAAUAUUGAUCGGCAGGAAUUGAAAAAUGCUUUAACUGCUUUUGGAUACCGCCUCUCUGAUGAGGUGGUGAAUAUUAUGGUGCAGAAGUUUGAUAGAUUUGGAAGAGGGACAAUUCUCUUUGACGACUUUAUUCAAUGCUGUGUCACUCUCUAUACUUUAACCUCUGCAUUCCGCCAGUAUGACACUGAUCAAGAUGGAGUCAUUACAAUACAUUACGAGCAGUUUUUGAAAAUGGUGUUUGGCUUGAAGUGCUGGCCGUAA
Messenger RNA from Leptosia nina, 540 nucleotides. NCBI's taxonomy places the organism in Eukaryota, Metazoa, Arthropoda, Insecta, Lepidoptera, Pieridae. The record is from the annotation of a GenBank genome assembly.